CCUGUCCUUGUAACGUAUACCACACAUUUUUCCUGUUAAUACAAAUAAACUAGAUAAAGUAAAAUAGACAAAGUAGUUAGUCUAUCAACACUUAUUUAAUGCUACUCACAAUUAGGUAUCUAUUUGCCAAUGACCAUUUCAUAUUUAAUAGAGAAACAAAUGAACCAUUACAAGAACUCGUACUUUAGUAGGUUGCGGCUUGCACACUAGUAACGUAAGAUAUUGAGAAGUUUGACUUGUUUUAAUAUCAGCAGCACCCUUAACAUGAUUGGCUGUCAUAAAUAAUAAAGAGAAGACGUAUUUUAUAGCAAUGGUUAAUUAUGUAGGUUAAGUAGAACAAAUGCAAAUGCAGGGUUAGUGCAUCUGCACGCCGUGGGAGGGUGUAAAACAGAGGAGGAUUCACUCCUGGUCACAUUUCGAGUGAUGUUCUCUCAGACAGCACAGCAAUCUGCUGAUAAACAUGCUUCACUGGCUUGUUUUGUUUGUUUUGUGCUUCUGGCAUCUUGUUGAUGUGAUUGGUGUUGAGGCAGAUGAAAUCGAGACGUUGUCAGUGAUGGAGGGCGAUUCUGUCACCUUACUGACUGGUGUGUCUAAAAUACAAGAGGAUGAUCUGAUCAUGUGGAUGAGUGGAAACUACUGUAUCGCUAAACUCAACAUAUCAUCCCAAGUCAUCUCUGAAACUCACAACAUAUUCAGAGACCGACUGAAGCUGGAUCAUCAGACUGGAUCUCUGACCAUCACAAACAUCAGAAGCACAGACUCCGGACUUUAUAAAGCACAGAUGAUUGGACAACAAGUGUCAAAGAAAACUUUCCAUGUCACCGUCAUCGCUCAUCUGCCCGUUCCUGUUAUCACCAGUUACUGUCCUCAAAAUCCUUCUCCGUCAGGAUCAUCGGUGUCCAGAUGUGUACUGUUGUGUUCAGUGGUGAAUGUGGGUCAUGUGACUCUCUCCUGGUACAAAGGAAACAGUUUAUUGUCCAGCAUCAGUGUGUCUGAUCUCAGCAUCAGUCUCUCUCUACCUCUGGAGGUGGAAUAUCAGGAGAAAAACAGCUACAGCUGUGUGAUCAACAAUCCCAUCACAAACCAGACCACACAUCUGGACAUCAGCAAACUCUGUCAGCCAUGUUCAGUCCACAUCUAUUGCUGCGGUUUUACUGAAGCUGUGAUCCGAUUGGUCGUCUCUGCUCUGGUGGGCGUGGCUACUGUGGCUGUUCUGGUUUAUGACAUUAGAUCUGCAAGAGGACGAGACAAGAAGCAGAUAUCAUACAUAUUGUGACAUAUCUGUAGGUUCUAUGAAGAUUAAGAAAAAAAAAAAAGAUUACUUUUUAUUUUUUGGAUAGUUCGGGCCAGUUUCACAGGAAGUUAUGAUUUUGUUCUCAUGGAUGGAAAUGGUGCUUUUUCACAUACUGUAUAGUUGUAUUUAGAUCUGAGUAGAUUAAAUAUUAUAGAGCAAUUUGGUAUGAUGCUGUUAGAGCUUCAUGAGGAAAAGCUAUACGAGAACCAAAAAGAAAGUCUAAUAACCUGACAAAAAGAGAAAUAUCUAAGAUCAAACUACAGACAGACAGUGAUAUUAUGGACACAGUAUGUUAUGAUUUUUAGAAUAUCUCAGGUAAGUAGAAUAUAUAUAUAUAUAUAUACACACACAUAU
Messenger RNA from Carassius gibelio (silver crucian carp), 1648 nucleotides. RefSeq names its product SLAM family member 5-like. The transcript is spliced from 4 exons. Bases 461 to 1276 code for a protein of 271 amino acids. Lineage: Eukaryota; Metazoa; Chordata; Actinopteri; Cypriniformes; Cyprinidae. The record is from RefSeq and is a predicted model, not a curated record.